AUGGCACUAGCGAGUUAUUUUUAUCACAAAAAUACACCCAUAACAGACAUUCAUAAAACACUAAGUGGCGAACGCGCUCAGAUUUUGUUGUGGAAAACUUUGGGCGGUUGUACACAAGAUGGAUAUUCUUAUAAAUGUGAAAGCGAAGUUGAUGGAAAAACUACAAGUGUUGGUGUAACAUUGGUGAAAUGCAAACCACCAACAAUUAAAAUUGAACUGACCAUUGAAGCGAUAGGGUUAAAUUACGAGAAAGAAUUUGACUCUUCGACAGAUAUUCCAAUCCCCGGUGCAUCACUUGGUGGACUUGCUGGUCUGUACAUUAAUGUUCAGUUGAAAGAUGAUUCUAACGAUAACUUACACAUCAAGAAUUCCUUGCGUGGUGGUAUUCACAAAGUAAAACGAUAAGAAUUGUAAUCAUAGUUGGAGCAAUCUCACUGGUUAUUGCAUUAUUUUCUGGCGGCUGUUGUUGUUGGCGUUGUCGCAAAAAAACACAAGUUGUCAUUACACCGGCGAUGGCACCAGCCAACACGAUGGUGGUAAAUACACCAAAUAAUAUGCAAAUGACAGCGCCACCACCAUAUGCCUCAAGUUCGAAACUUCCCUAUUCGAAAUUACAAGAAUACAAUUGACAAAGCUUUACUCCAAAUCAGGUUUAUAUAACUAGCUACAAAAAGUAGCUACAAAUUAUACGUAGUUAUUUUUACUUGUUAUUAAAUGAGUGUUUAGAAAUUGGAAAAGUGUACGCUAAACGUGUAUCUGAUGUUUAGGCAGGGUUGAAUCAUUUGAAUUUUAACUAAUUUUUACCUGAGAACAUUGAUUUUUUGAAGAAUAUGAAGAAAUUAGUUUGACGUGUACAAACCGGGAGCGUCGACUGAUCACAACCUCGUUCCUAGGGCAUUUUGCGUUGUUGUUGAAGUUGAUAGCGGUCUCCAGCUCAGGGACUAUAAAUCCCCGGGAAGAAGGUUGGAGUGAUUUGCAAUUUCAGUACUUGACGAUACCUGAAUACUAGUACUUUUUAAUUUAACUUUUUUCGCAGGAAGGAGGGAAAUGGUGUGUAAUCAGAACGCUGGAACGUUUGCGUAAACUGUGAUUUUAUAGUCAUCCCUGUGUGUCUGUAUUGUAUUGCAUCAGCCACGUUAUCAUUAUUGACCGUUAAUAGGGCGUUAUGAGGGCAUUAGGGGGCGUUAUGCUCGAAGUUAUCUAUGUCCGGAAUAUGGUUUCCACAGUCAUAGAAAAGAGAAAAGGAAACAGAUUGUUUUUUCAUAUAUUAGGAUCAGAAAAUUUCAGGGAACGCGGCAACAGGGUGGUGGCACAUGUUUUUCCUAAAUUUUAUAAUACUUUUAUAUAGAGUAUUUGUUAUGUAACUAACGAUUAGAAAUCAGUUUUAAAAAAAGAACACAUAGUUUACUUUCUUUUUCAAA
Molecule: messenger RNA, 1421 nt
Organism: Hydractinia symbiolongicarpus
Lineage: Eukaryota; Metazoa; Cnidaria; Hydrozoa; Anthoathecata; Hydractiniidae
Exons: 3
Coding region: 1-405 (134 amino acids)
Source: RefSeq, a predicted model, not a curated record